AUGUUAGCUAAGAUGACACGUUACGCGUUGCUAGAAUCGGAAGACAUUUUGAUCAAACGCGAGCGCGUGUUUAUUUCUGAGUCACUUUUUCUGAUUCCGGACGCGGCGAGUGCAAAAGAUGUUCAAUUUACGGCGGCCUUGAAUGAUGCCGAAUUCAGAUGCGGGUUUUCGAGGGUGAUUUCCAAGCCCUCAAAGAAGCGGCAAACAGUACGAUACAAUGAGCUCAGCUUCGAGUCCGGCGGUUGCGUCGCCCUAUUCAACAGGGUCAGAUCCCAAACUCUUGGAUACAUUUCCGCCUCGACUGAUGGAUUUGAAAACGGUUUUAAUUCAUGA
Messenger RNA from Oikopleura dioica, 333 nucleotides. NCBI's taxonomy places the organism in Eukaryota, Metazoa, Chordata, Appendicularia, Copelata, Oikopleuridae. The record is from the annotation of a GenBank genome assembly.